This is a messenger RNA of Akanthomyces muscarius, 897 nucleotides long. RefSeq lists its product as uncharacterized. Bases 1 to 897 code for a protein of 298 amino acids. The record is from RefSeq and is a predicted model, not a curated record. The transcript has a single exon. NCBI's taxonomy places the organism in Eukaryota, Fungi, Ascomycota, Sordariomycetes, Hypocreales, Cordycipitaceae. Gene Ontology annotation, molecular function: oxidoreductase activity.
AUGGCCAUCAACAGCACUGUGCGAGCCCGCGCCGCCCCGACUGCGGCGGAAACAACAAAGUACAAGAGACCGCACAUUUACGACACCAUCGAGGAGCCGACGCUGCUGCGGGAGCUGCUCGUCGACGACAUCUUUGUCCUCGGCGGGCAGUUUGCCAUUCUCUGCCAGUGGGCGCACCCCGGUCUCGCCAUCGGCAGCCACAAGCGCUCCAACUUUAAAACCCGCGUGGCCAACCGCCUGCAGACGACGCUGCGCUUCAUCAACGCGGCCGUCUACGGCACGCCCGAGGACAAGGAGGCCAUCUUCUCCGUCAUCCACAGGUACCACGCCCCGGUGCACGGCCCCGGCUACGAUGCCAACGACCCGGAGCUGCACAAGUGGACGGCCGCCACGCUCUUUGUCUCGCUGGUGGUGGUCCACGAGCUCAUCCUCGGGAAGCUGUCGCUGGAGAAGCAAGAGGCGCUGUUUCGCCAGGCGGCGGUCUACGGCACGAGCCUGCGCAUGCCGCCCGAGAUGUGGCCCGAGAGCCUCGACGCAUUCUGGGCGUACUGGGACCACAACGUGGCGACGCUGGAGAUUACGGACGAGGCGCGCAGUCUCUGCCAGGACCUGCUCUACGCCGAGAACCUGCCCUUUGAGCUCGCGGCCAUGAUGCCCCUCGCGCGGCUCGUGACGGCCAACGUGCUGCCCCCGCGGCUGGCGAAAGAGUACAACCUGGAGCCGACGGCGGCGAACAGGGCCCUCUUUCAUACGGUCAUGUACGGAAUGGCGACGGUGUAUCCGCUGCUGCCGCAGAGUAUACGCCAGAGCCACUAUAAGAGGAACAUGGCGGACCUGGAGCGCGCGGUCAAGCGGAUCAAGGAAACGGGACACUGGGCCGGGACGCCGGCUGCAUGA